Molecule: messenger RNA, 3060 nt
Organism: Electrophorus electricus (electric eel)
Lineage: Eukaryota; Metazoa; Chordata; Actinopteri; Gymnotiformes; Gymnotidae
Gene: tom1
Product: target of myb1 membrane trafficking protein
Biological process (GO): signal transduction
Cellular component (GO): membrane; endosome
Molecular function (GO): phosphatidylinositol binding; ubiquitin binding; clathrin binding
Source: RefSeq, a predicted model, not a curated record
GUUUUGGAGUCGUCAGGUAUCCUAAAGAAACCCAUACUUAACUCAUAGACAAUAUGGAAUUUUUAACAGGAAAUCCUUUUUCUACACCAGUAGGUCAACGUAUAGAACAUGCUACUAGCCCGACUCUGCAAUCAGAGGACUGGGGACUCAACAUGGAGAUCUGUGACAUCAUCAAUGAGACAGAGGAUGGAGCUAAAGAUGCAGUCAGAGCAAUAAAGAAGAGAAUUGUGGGGAAUAAGAAUUGUAGAGAGGUCAUGCUGGCUUUGAGUGUUCUGGAGGCCUGUGUAAAGAAUUGUGGCCACAGGUUCCAUGUCCUAGUGUCGUCUAGAGAGUUUGUGGAAGGGGUUUUGGUUCGAACUAUUUUACCGAAAAAUGACCCUCCUCUUGUUCUUCAUGACAGAGUACUGACUAUUAUACAGGCCUGGGCAGAUGCAUUCCGUAGUUCUCCAGAUUUAACAGGUGUAGUUUUUGUGUAUGAAGAUCUCAGGAGGAAAGGACUGGAUUUUCCAGUGACUGAGCUGUACAGUUGUUCCCCAAUACACACACCAGUCAAGCGUGUUCUUGAUGGUGGGUCCUCUAUAACUGCAUAUGAAGCAUCCCUCUCUCCAAGCCACCAAGCCCAGGCCUUCCAGAAUACACCACCCACACAGAAUGCAGAAGACCCUUUAACUUUUUCACUUGAGCAGUGUUGGUACUCAAUGCAGGUGAAGAAGUUAAGAGCUGACCUGGAAGUAGCUCGCAGUGACCUAAAGGUGAUGACAGACAUAAUGACUCAAAUGGAUCCUGGAUGCAUUCAAAAAGCUGAUACAGAAUUCCUGCAGCAGUUGUACUCCAAGUGUAGGGCGACACAGAGCCAGGUAGUGCGCCUCAUCCCCAAAGUAACUGACGAGAAGCUGAUGGAGGAGCUGCUGGUGUCCAAUGAUGACAUGAAUGCAGUCUUUGCCCAGUAUCACAGUUUUGAGAUACUUCACAAACAGAGCAAUGGACAACUGAGUCCGACCAAUGGCAGCCUUAUUGACCUCAGCCCUGGCACUAACUUGCACAACCAAUCAAAGCAAACAACAUCGUUGCAUAGGCCCAUAAGUCCAAUGGUCACCUCCCUAUCCAAUCAGAUGGCCACCCUAAGCACAAAUGCAGAAGACUGCAGUCAAAAGCAAAGAUACUCUUUGAGGGGACACCAUAAAGGGGACAGUCUGGAGAACGCAGCACUUGUGGGACUGACUGCAGCACCUACUAAUUUACAGUGUGCUGGAGGGGAUGACAAUCCAGACUCCACCCUCCUUGGCUCUUCACCUCAGUUUUAUUGGAUGGUGGAAAAGGGAAUGAUUCCUGUCAGUCACAGUGGAGUGAUGGAUGAUAUCAAGCAAUGGCUUAAUGAAGAUGAUGAUGAUGACCUGUCAGAUUCUGAGGGUGUAACUAGUGAAGAAUUCGACCGAUUUUUGGCAGAGAGAGCAAAAGCAGGCGAGCGUCUUCCCUCCGUGAGAACAUCAUCACAUGACCACAGGCCAUCACACCCAUAGUCUGUUACAGGAACUUGGUCAUCUUCAGCUGACAUCCCAAGCAAAAACCAUCUGUGAUAUACAUAUUGUUUGGUUUGUAUUCUUAUGAUUUGUAUGCCCUAUUUAUGCUAUGAUUGUUGUUAAGGGGCCAAAUUCAUUAAACCUACCACCAGAUUUAAUGUCACGUUAACAGCAACAACCUUUGCUGUGCAUUGCCGCCACAUUUUACUGUUUGCAUGAUGUACUGUAUUAGCGUAUUUUGUCCUCAUUUGCCUAUGACGUUAACAAUUCAUAAUAGAACACUGCCUAAAAAAUACCACUUGAACCUGUCCGACAUUAAACGUUCCAGUAAAAUCCGAUGUGGAUUUGAUAAUCUUUACUCUAACAAUGUUUGGUCAUGCAUGCAAGUCAUCGACAAUAUUCUGCACAUGCACCAACUUGGCUAAUUGUAAAUUUAUUUUAAAGGAUUUUUUGGUAUGUAUGGAGUGAGCAUGAUGGGAAACUUUCCAACUUACAUGAGCAGGAUCUCUGAAUGCCAUGACCUUUUGCCAUAAGAAAUGAUGCAACGUGACCAUAUUUUGGUUUUCAAUAAAAGAGUGUGCGAGUGUGUGUGUGGGGGGAUGUAUACAUAACCACUUUUUAAUGUAUUUAUUAGAUUUACAGGACUGAAAACUAAUAGUCAGAUGGUUGCCAGUUCAAGCCCAACCUUUGACAAGUUGCUACUGUUCAGCCCCUGAGCAAGGCCCUUAAAUGCUCACUUGCUCAAGUUGUACUCAUCCAUGAUUGUAAGUUGCUUUGUAUAAAAGCAUCAGCUAAAUGUCAUAGACAAAUAGAUGGGGUGGAUCUUUAAUAUGUAUAUAGACUAAUUUAUAACAAUAUUCCCACCUAACAGUUAAAGUGUGAAAAAAAUCAAAGUAUGACAUUAAUGAAAGUGAGAUUUUUAUUUCUGCCCCCCUUUUCUAAUGACCUUUUAAUUAUGGCUUUAUGUGACUGUUAUAAUCUAGCUCAAAUUGGAGUAAAGGUAAUUAAAGGUAAUGCAUAUUAUGAAUUUUAAAUCUUCUGUUGAUCUUGACUUUAUGGUUCUGGUACUGAUGCUGUGAUAUGCUCUAGUUUACUAGACUGUUAUAAAUCGUUUGCAGCAGGCAUGUUUAAGAAACAGUGAUACCUGGAACUCAUUUGCUUCUUGUAGUGUAAAGUGCAUUACUUAGACAGGUAUAAUAUUUAAAAUCUUAGCUAUUCAAUUAGCUAUAUGAUAGGGAUUCACAAUGAAGGACAUAAAAAUAGAAGUCAUGUUUUCAGUUGCAUUUGAUAGUGUUGCUUUAAAGCAUUGAGGCUUGCUAAGGAUGCCCCAUGCAUGUUCAGCUCAUCUAAUCUAUCAUAUCAACCUGGAGGCUAGGUUUUUUUUUUUAUCAUCUGUGGUAUAGAAGCUAAGAAGGUCCAAACAGGUUGCCAGCAAUUUUUUUCCCAGUGCCCACUUUUAAUACUUUUGCACAAAUAAGCUAUUCUGUUAUAAAUAAAGACAGUGGCAAGUGGUUACAUUCAUUAUUUUAUGCUCUGGAUG